AUGACUCUACGCCCUCUGCUAGCAUAUUCCAUACCGAACGAUGACGCCAAGACGGAACGUAUUGACAUGUGCCAUGCAUUGAUGGUGAAGGCGAUCGGAUCAAAGCUUUACUUGGCGCCUCUCGAAGAGCCCAAAGUGCACAGGAUCUUUGAUAUCGGGACUGGAACUAAGUUAAGGGCUCUUGAGAUCAGCGAUGUUUUAACGGACGCCGAGGUUAUUAGAAACGACCUCAGCGCCAUGCAGCCGAGUGGGGCCCCAUCCAACGUCCGAUUUGAAUUUGACGACGUUGAAAACCCUUUGGGUGAGCAAGCCUACGACUACAUCAUAUGCUGA
Messenger RNA from Colletotrichum orchidophilum, 333 nucleotides. Its product is annotated as UMTA methyltransferase. NCBI's taxonomy places the organism in Eukaryota, Fungi, Ascomycota, Sordariomycetes, Glomerellales, Glomerellaceae. The record is from RefSeq and is a predicted model, not a curated record. The transcript is spliced from 4 exons. The coding region runs from base 1 to 333 and encodes 110 amino acids.